Lathyrus sativus (Indian pea) is the source of this 120-nucleotide messenger RNA. The record is from the annotation of a GenBank genome assembly. NCBI's taxonomy places the organism in Eukaryota, Viridiplantae, Streptophyta, Magnoliopsida, Fabales, Fabaceae.
AUGCAACAGCCGAAUGAUAAGGCUACACUUAGUGCACCCAACGUUACCUUCAUAGUUGUAACACUCAACUCCAGUAUGCAUCUAAACUCUCAAUGUGAAUCCAUCUGCAAAAUAGGAUGA